CGCUGACUGUAGAGUUUUCGAUUGGGCUUAAACUCUUGUAAAUAAAAGGGAAUUGGAACUAAUUUCCCAUUUGCACGUCCAAACUUUAGUGGUUUUGGUAAAUGUCCAGUAUAUAGAAGUGUAAAACACAUAGGCGUUAAUUACUUCUGUGUAGUUGAAGAGAAUUCAUGCCCAAUGCUAAAAUGUUAAAGUCGACGGAUUUUACCGGCCUCCAUGCGGCAUUCUUGAAAUCUCUAAAGGACGCUUUUGAGAAGAAUGAUGUACAGAUAUUGAGAAAGUCCUACGACAGUUAUAGCAACAAUUCCGAUCAUGACAAGAAGUCUCCAAUGGACCAGGCAUUUCGUGAGAUACUCAUGUUCAAGCUCAGCAGUGAUGUCGACAUGAUAGGUAAAUUGGUAAAGCUCUCUGUGGAAGCCGUUCGGGCAGAGAUUGUCUCAGUCACUAUACCUGUGGUCCUAUUGGGCGACAUAUUCGAAACGGUUACCUUGGAUAAAUGCGAGAAAAUAUUUAAUUAUGUGGAGGAAAUGGUGGAAGUGUGGAAGGAGGAAAUUUUCUUCUCGUCCUGCAAAAAUAACAUUCUAAGAAUGUGCAAUGACUUGUUGCGAAGACUAAGCCGUGCCCAGAACACAGUCUUCUGCGGACGCAUAUUACUCUUUCUGUCCAAAUUCUUUCCCUUCUCGGAAAGGUCCGGCUUGAAUAUUGUGUCGGAAUUUAAUUUAGAAAAUGUCACAGACUAUGGGGUGGAUGGCAAAGAUUUGGACGACACGUUGGAGGACAUUGAAGACAUACCCAUUAAGAUUGAUUACAAUUUGUAUUGUAAAUUUUGGUCCUUGCAAGACUUCUUCCGCAAUCCCAAUCAAUGCUACAGCAAGGCGUCCUGGAAAAUGUUUCAAAUUCACGCCACCACAGUGUUGGAGUCAUUUGCCAGUUUCAAACUGGAAGAUCUGCGCUCUGCAUCGGCACAACUGGAGGACAACAACGAUGAUAUGAACGAUAAAAUGGAUGUGGAUAUAAACUACACAAUGGACUUGAAAAAUGAAAUUGACCAAUCGGUGCAAAAAGUGGACCAUUUCUUUGCCAAAUUCCUAACUAAUCCCAAGCUAUUGGCUCUACAAUUGUCGGAUGGCAAUUUUCGACGCGCUGUACUGGUACAAUUCCUUAUACUCUUUCAGUAUUUGCAGUUGACAGUGAAAUUUAAAGCGGAAUCAAAUACAUUGACGCAGGCCCAAUCUGAUUUCAUCAAAGAAACGGAAGCAAAAGUUUACCUACUUCUGGAAGAGACCCCACCCAAUGGAAAACGGUAUUCGCGUACGGUUAAACAUAUGCUGCAGCGCGAAGAAAUGUGGAACAAUUGGAAAAACGAUGGAUGCAAAGAGUUUAAGAAGCCGGAAGAAAUCACAUCUGACGAUAAACCACCUCCAGCCAAGCGAGAGCGCAAGACAUUGGGAGAGUCUCUAAAGGAAGCAAACAGGCAAGGGAAAUUCUUUUUGGGCAAUGAGGUGUUGACACGUCUCUGGAACUACUGUCCUGAUAAUUUACAAGCAUGUAAAAGCGAAGAGCGCAACUUCUUACCCCAGGUUGAGACAUAUCUAGAAAGUUCUCGCGACAAAAACGAUACAUCAUUCGAAUGGCGCGCAUUGCGUUUAUUGGCCCGACAGUCACCUCACUUCUUUACCUUCAUUAACUCGCCCUCCUACAAAACGUCCGACUAUUUAGACGCUGUGCGAAAACGUCUGACUAAAGAGCGUUUAGAUGCGGCCAAACAAGCGGCAGCGAUUUCGAAUGGAACCUCCACCGUCGUCUCUUCGGGAGAAAUUCAAGAAACUCUACAAGAACAGGAAACAGAACCUGAAGGCAACGACGAAGGUGUUCUCGAGGGCGAGGAGGAGACCACCGAUUUGGACAAGGCCGAAGAGGACAACAACACACACUCAAAACCCCUCACCGCAACCAGAGAACAAAUUGAAGAGUUGGCUCCCCUAAUUGGAGACGACUGGAAAAAACUUGGUAAGAAGCUGGGCUAUGCAGCAGAUGAAUUGCUUUACUUCGAAGAAAGUGCGGAGCGUGACGGAGGCUGUGUCUCAAUGUUGGUUAAUUGGUUUGCCGACGACGACGACGCCAGUCUCGACAAUUUGGCCUACACCAUGGAAGGUUUGGAAAUUAAUACCGCAGCCAAGGCUGUAAAAGCCAUAAUAGAACGUUCAGCUAAAUACGCUCAGAGAGAUGUGGACGAGGAGGAAAAAGUGGAAACACUGUAAAAUACAAUGAAUUAAAAGAAAACCACUCGAAAUAUUUCA
Messenger RNA from Stomoxys calcitrans (stable fly), 2297 nucleotides. RefSeq names its product THO complex subunit 1 (gene Hpr1). The record is from RefSeq and is a predicted model, not a curated record. NCBI's taxonomy places the organism in Eukaryota, Metazoa, Arthropoda, Insecta, Diptera, Muscidae. The coding region runs from base 168 to 2258 and encodes 696 amino acids. Gene Ontology annotation, cellular component: THO complex part of transcription export complex. Gene Ontology annotation, molecular function: protein binding. Gene Ontology annotation, biological process: mRNA export from nucleus; signal transduction; regulation of DNA-templated transcription elongation. The transcript has 5 exons.